GCGGGAAGAAAGACCAUGGCGCAUGAAGCAUAGAGAAGCACUCUUCCGCCCUCACCUGCUUCACUGUUUAACAACCGGACAAGCUGUUUCUAUGACUACUAAGAAUGCAACAGAUCACAGCCAGGAACAACAACAAUCCAGCAAGAUGAAAAAUAGCAGUGUGGAAGAGGAGACACUGGCCCCACCCCCUCCCCCCCGCUCAUCGUUGCGCUCUGGCCGUUCCCAAACGUACUCCAGAGGAAAAGGUCGAGGCUGGGUUACGUUUGCUCAGGACAGCCCCGGCAACGACUCCUCCGACGUCUCACCUUCGAAACCCCAGGACCUCCAAGCCGACCCCCAGCCACUCCAAGCUCGACCCAGAGCCGAACGCUGUGCACGUUUUGACAGAUCCAAUCCCAUAGAUCCAAUCCCACAAGGCCUAGUACAGACCCCAAAAGCCUGGGCCUCAGGGUUAAACCCUGCCCACUGGACUACCCUCUCACACAGCCUGACACCUCCGCUCCAGCCCCCACCAGGGACACAACCUCACAGAGACACAGAGCUGGACCUAGAGACCCACACCAGCAGACUGCUGAGGCUAACCUCAGACCUGUAUGUGGCAGCCCACCAAUCAGACGUCUCCACUGUCCUCCGGCGGCUUACCGAAGGGGCCCAGUGGCAGGGGCCAGUCCGCAGGAGUGUGUCCGUGGACAGGCUGCUGGAUCAUCAGAGGUCCAUGCCUCACCGGGCCCCCAGAUCUCGCCGCGGAGGAUCUCCUCCCAGGCAGAGUGUGGAGCAGGGCUGUCUGGCUCCUCUGACUCCCAUUGGGCAGAUGGACGUCACAGUGCAGCGGCCUUGUCCUCCCUGUGCUUUUUCAUGUUCUCCUGGGCCUGACCACAAAACGCAGACCUCCAGGUACCAUCCUGACCGAGCCACACAGAGCUCCAGACCAGGGGUUGGGGACUGCCACUUUUUGUCCGGCUCUCCCUCUUCCCAGCAUGGGGUGGCAGAGCUUUCCUCCUCCCUGAGAGGACUCCUGGGCCUGGUGGAUCAGCACUGGGAGGGCCCACGCUCACUCCACGUCAACCCCAGCUUCCUGGGCCAGGCCUAUGACAUCCUCUCUGCCCUGAUACCCCAUUCUGCUACUCCCUGUCGGAGAGAGGAGGAUGAAAAGAGAGAUGGACAGAGAAACAGAGGAGAAGAAGAGUGUGAGAUUGGUAAUGAUGUCACACCACAGUGCAGUGAAGUAGCCCUACUGAAGAGGAAACUGGCGCUCACCCAACAGCAGCUGGAGGUCUUGAAGAAGAGACUGGCAGAAGCGCUGAAAGAAAACUAUAUUUUGAGACUAACUAGUCUAAAGCAGGAUUCGUCUGUCACGUCUGACACAGACGAUUACAGGCAGUGUGUGCAGAGACAGGUGAAGGCAUUGAGAGAGCAAGAGACACACCUGAUACAUCUUGAGCAGAUAAUAGAACUAUUACAAGACAAUCACAGGUCUUUGCUGGUCAAUAAUAACUUGGUCUUGGGAAAGCUGAAUAGACAAACAGAAGUUAUUGAGUCCAGAGAAGUCCCAUCAGCACACAAGAAUCCAGCCAGCAGAUUCUGACCAGGGGCC
Messenger RNA from Esox lucius (northern pike), 1594 nucleotides. RefSeq lists its product as uncharacterized. The transcript has 10 exons. Bases 23 to 1585 code for a protein of 520 amino acids. The record is from RefSeq and is a predicted model, not a curated record. Lineage: Eukaryota; Metazoa; Chordata; Actinopteri; Esociformes; Esocidae.